AUGAGAGUUUCCACAUUAGUUUUAUCCACAUCUAUAAUCCCAAUUGCUACUGCACUUAACAUUUCCCCUUUCCAUAAUAUCGAAAAGAAAGAUAUACUUGCUGACGCUGCUUCUGCAGCAGGGGGUGCAGCUGCUGCUGUCACAUCUGGUGCUGUCGGUGCUGCUAAUACUGUUGCCUCAGGUGCCGCCGGUGCUGCUGAUACUGCCACCUCAGGUGCUGCCGGUAUUGCAAACACUGUUGCUUCUGGUGCCGCCGGUGCUGCUGAUACUGCCACUUCUGGUGCCGCCGGUGCUGCUAAAACUGCCACCUCAGGUGCCGCCGGUGCUGCUGAUACUGCCACUUCUGGUGCUGUUGGUGCUGCAAAAACUGCUACUUCUGGUGCUGCUGGUGCUGCUAAAACUGCUACUUCUGGUGCUGCUGGUGCUGCCCUGGGUGCUGAAACCGCUGCUGGUGCUGCCGCCCUGGGUGCCGAAACAGCUGCUGCUGGACAAGAAACUUCUGGUGCAGGAAGCUUAGUUGGUGGUCUGGGCUCAUCUAAUAGUACAAGUCCCUCUGGUGGCUCAGGUUCAUCUAAUGGUACAAGUUCAGGCUCAGGCUCCGGCUCCGGAGCUGGUGUCGGUUCUGGUUCAGGCAGUGGUUCAGGAUCUAGAGGUAGCAUUACUGGAAACUCAGUUGCUACUGGUGCUAGCUCUGGUCCAGCAGGUUUAGGCAUUUCCUCUUCUAUUAGUCAAUCUACCACUAGACAAUUGCAGACUUCUGGUUCCUCAAAUUCAAGUAGCUCAGCUGGUAUGGGUAAUGUUGUGGUCGGAAUGAAUGCUGUUGCCUUAGCAGCAUUGGUUUUGAUUUAA
Messenger RNA from Candida albicans SC5314, 849 nucleotides. RefSeq names its product Pga23p (gene PGA23). Lineage: Eukaryota; Fungi; Ascomycota; Pichiomycetes; Serinales; Debaryomycetaceae. The transcript has a single exon. Bases 1 to 849 code for a protein of 282 amino acids. The record is from RefSeq and is a predicted model, not a curated record.